AUGGGUUUCCUGAAUAGCCACUAUCGAUAUCAUUAUAUUUUAAUAUCCUUGGUAGAUACCGGCUGUUGGCUUAGCUUACGCUUUGUAUAUGAAUGUGACAAAUUCGAACUGAAGACAAAUCUACCUGUUUUUAAAGUAAAAGAAUCCAGUGUAAGGCGACGAUACAGUGAUUUUGAAUGGUUAAGGAAUGAAUUGGAAAGAGACAGUAAAAUUGUUGUGCCUCCUUUACCCGGAAAAGCUUGGAAAAGACAGCUACCUUUUAGAGGCGACGAUGGAAUCUUUGAGGAAGAUUUUAUUGAAGAUAGAAGAAAAGGUUUAGAAGUUUUUAUUAACAAACCCUUCCAUUGUAAAAAUGGACUGAGACAGGGAGAUGGGCUGUCGUGUCUCUUAUUUAACCUUGCGCUAGAAAAAGUAAUUCGAGAGUGUCAUAUUAAUACGAAUGACACCAUCUUUAAUAAAUCUGUACAGGUGGUCGGAUAUGCAGAUAACAUAGACAUUAUUGCUACAUCCACAGAAGCUAUGAUCGAAGCAUUUCGAUCAUUAAGGGCAUCUGCACUGAGAAUAGGAUUAAAAGUAAACGCACAGAAAACCAAGUAUAUGUAUUGUACUAGAUCAGGCAACCAGAUACCUGGACUAUUAAUUGAUGAUCUAGAACUGGAAGGUGUGAACACCUUCGUCUACCUGGGCUCGCUGCUGACCAAGGACAACAAUGUCAGCGAAGAAAUUAAUAAUGUUGUAAAAUGUAUUAAAUUAGCACGCCUUCAAUGGAUAGGACAUGUAAUUAGGCGAGAUGAAGAUGCAACGACCAGAAAAAUUUUCGACCGAAGAGGACGAGUGGGAAGACGAGCCAGAGGAAAACCAAAACUUAGGUAUCAAGAAAAUAUAGAGGAUGAUCUAAAAUCAUAA
Molecule: messenger RNA, 906 nt
Organism: Diabrotica balteata
Lineage: Eukaryota; Metazoa; Arthropoda; Insecta; Coleoptera; Chrysomelidae
Source: the annotation of a GenBank genome assembly